Messenger RNA from Taeniopygia guttata (zebra finch), 4181 nucleotides. Its product is annotated as vasoactive intestinal polypeptide receptor-like. Gene Ontology annotation, biological process: adenylate cyclase-modulating G protein-coupled receptor signaling pathway; cell surface receptor signaling pathway. Gene Ontology annotation, cellular component: plasma membrane. NCBI's taxonomy places the organism in Eukaryota, Metazoa, Chordata, Aves, Passeriformes, Estrildidae. The record is from RefSeq and is a predicted model, not a curated record. Gene Ontology annotation, molecular function: vasoactive intestinal polypeptide receptor activity; G protein-coupled peptide receptor activity; peptide hormone binding.
GGUUGUUUGGGGUUUUUUAUGUUGUUUUUUAUUUUUUCUUUCUCUUGACCAGGUUAUGGGAAUCCAUCCAGAAUGCAAAAUAUUCCAGCAGGUGGUCAAAGAGGAGGCUCUCUGCUCAGAACACAACGAAUCUGCCUCACCUGAUCUUAAAGGAUGUGCCAGAGAUUGGGAUGGCUUAACCUGCUGGCCCAGAGCCACUUUUGGGGAAGUGGUUAAAAUUCCCUGCCCACGAUUUUUUGAAGAAUUCACCAGUACCCUUGGUUUCCUUCAGAGGAACUGUACACAGGAGGAAUAUUGGUCAGAGCCAUUCCCACCAUACACCAUUGCCUGUGGCUUUGAUGAAGGCUCCAGUAAAGGACCUGAGGAUCAGAAAUCCUAUUAUUCUGCAUUUUGGUGUGUCUACACUGCUGGCUAUGCAGCAUCCAUGACUUCGCUCAUUACAGCUCUAAUUGUCUUUGCUGCCUUCAGAAAAUUCCACUGCACACGAAAUUACAUCCACAUGCACCUGUUUGUCUCCUUUAUCUUGAGAGCAGUUGCUGUUUUCACCAAAGAUGCUGUUUUGUUUGCAGAUGAAACCAUGGACCACUGCCUCAUGUCAACGGUUGCUUGUAAGGCUGCUGUGGCCUUCUUCCAAUUCAGUAUUUUAGCCAAUUUCUUCUGGCUUCUCAUCGAAGGGAUCUACCUGCAAACCCUGCUGCUGCUGACUUUUGUUUCCAACAAGAAGUUUGUGUGGUGGUUCAUAUUUACUGGCUGGGGAGCUCCCACUGCUGUUAUGUUUGCUUGGGUCCUCACAAGAAUCCAUCAACAGAACACUGGAUGUUGGGAUGAUGAUGAAAAUGGAGUGGUGUUAUGGAUCAUCAAAGGCCCCAUCCUGCUGACUGUAUUAAUUAACUUUAUUAUAUUCAUUAAUGUGAUCAGGAUUCUAGUCCUUAAAUUGAAAUCCCAGGAGGGAGGAGGGAGCCAUUCAAGCCAUUUUGUGAGACUUGCAAAGUCCACGUUACUUUUGAUCCCUCUCUUUGGGGUGCACUACAUUGUAUUUGCAUUUUUCCCAGAGAGCACUGGUCUGGAGGCUCGGCUUUACAUCGAGCUGGGCCUGGGCUCGUUUCAGGGUUUUGUUGUUGCUCUUCUAUAUUGCUUCUCAAAUGCAGAGGUUCAAACUGAGCUGAAGAAACAACUGUGCAAGUGGCAGUACCAGGAGUACCUGACCUUCACCCACAGACACGGGGCUUUGUCCAGAGAAACCAGCCCAGUCAACUACGUCACUCAGCUCUCCCUGCUGGACAAAAUCAGCCCCAAAAGGAGAACCUCUGUGCUCCAGGAUGGUGUCACCCCUGUCUGAGGGGUCCCAGCAGGACCAGCAGCUGUGGCUCUGCAGUGUUCCACUCAUGAGGUGGCCAACUGGAUCCUCUGUGGCUUUCCAUAGUGUCAGGAGCUCUCGCUGCUAACAAUGAAGGGAUGGGAUUAUUUUGGGGCUAAAAUAAAACUAUUUAUUGCUCAGAUAAACAUCAGUCUUAGAGGCUGUGAGAUUUUAAAGGAGCAAACAGCUGGCCAUAGCUCAAAGUAGUCACAAAUUCUUUAUUACAAGACAAUAUGGAACUUUCUAACUCAAUAGAAAGUCGUUACAAGGUUUAUUUUGCUUUUCUGACCUAUUUUGCUUUAUUUACUUCUCCUGUACUGCAGACACUUCUGUCCAAUGGCUCUGUCACACUUGCACAUAUGCUUCUGUUACAAUUUCUAAACUCUUAGUUUACUCCAUACAACCACACCCCUAAAUUAUGCACCCUUCACCAUUUAAUCACUACAGCUUCUCACUUACUUAAAGCAGAUUCUUACAACCACAGAAACAUAAAUGUAUGAUUUUUCCACUUAAUGUCUGUGUACUUUUAUUUUACAUCAAUCCAAGCUCCUUCCGAGGCUGCAGAUCAAACCCUCCUGGCUCUGUGGAAGUUUCUGUCUUUCCAUUUCCCACAAGGAGCCUUCUGUAAAUUCCCUGUCCUGAGCAGGAGCUGCUUCUUUUCUCACCUGGCCCAGAUCUGCAAGACAACCCUGGUUCUCUCUCUCCUGAAGCAUAAAACACCCUUGUUUUGUUGUGAAAAGCCAGACUUUGAACUAGAGUGAAUCUACGGAUUAGCAAACAAAACAAAACAAAUAAGAAACCAACCAAACAAACAAAAAAAAAAAACCUAAAACCCACCAAACCCUAAAACAUUAACUCCUCUGAGGCCCAGAAUAUUUUUCCUAUCUUUGUUAGCAUUUUCCAAAAUUUCCAGUUUCCAAGACCAUGAUUCCUAACCAUUAUUUAAAAGGGUUAUUUGCUGCCCAAGCUUUGCCAUAAGGAUUUUUGGUGUUUUACUCCUUGUUUUGAGAUGUCUUGAGACAUUCUAAUGGAAAUUAAGCAGACACCUGACAAGCACUUACCUAUAGAAUAGUACUCUGCUUUAAAAGGAAACUCAAACCGUGACACGAAAUACCUGCUUGAUUUUUUUUUCUUCUAUGCUUAUUGAAAAGAGAUUAAAUUAGGACAGAAGAUCCCAAACCCUUUCUUGUCCAAAUAAAAAUAUGGAGAAGCCAAAUAUUAGGCAGAUGAUGUAAGAAGGAAUAAAUCAGAGCAAACCCAAUGCCAGAUGCCAGCUGGGCUACCUUGUGCUCAGAAUAACUUACAGACCGAAUCUUAGUGCCCAGAUGUUGUUUUGUGGGGCAGACGUCCAAAACCUGGAAGAUCAAUCAGUGAGACACCCAAAUAAAGGGUAAUUUUGUCUUUUUUAAAUUAAAAAAUUUUUGUAAUUUUGCUUUUAGAGGACUGAAGUCUCAGUCCUGCCCAGCAUUUCUCAGCUCGUUAUCACCACACCCAGUGAAGUGACAGAACUGAAGGAUGGAUUAAAUGCAAGAGGCUCCUGUAGCAUGAUUGCAGAAGUCCAAAAUACAGGACUGGAAGUCCAAGAAAUCUCACCUUGGAAAUACUUGGGAUGGGGAAUCCCAGAGCAAACAAUUAGGCCACAAAAUAUACAACUCAGAACCAAUGUCAGCAAUUUACAGGAUUUGCAGCAGCUUUUAGGAGAAAUCAAUGGGAUCAGGCCAAUUUUGGGGCUCAGCAAUGAUGAACUUGCACCAUUUUUCUACUUAUUGAGAGAAGAAAAACAUUACAUCUCCCAGAACCCUCACACCUGAGGCCCAAGAAGCUCUUGAGAAAGUUGCUGAGGCCCUUCAGCAGAGACAACCACAUAGCUGUGCAAUGUCACAAUAAUUUCUUCUUGCAGUGUUAGGAGAAAAAAUGCAAUUGUUUGGUCUCAUAUUUCAAUGGGACACCUCAAAGAGAGAUCCUUUGCUGAUAGAUGGAUUUUCUUCUCCUCCAGAUCUCCAAAAGCAAUUUUUACAUUAGAGAUGACAGCUCAUAUAAUAAUCAGAUCCAGAGUGGGAUUGCUGAUAAUGGCAAAGAUUUCACCUUUGCACCAUUCUUUUUUGGGUGAACUUCCCCUUUCAUCAGGACUGAGCUGGACUCCACCUCAACCUCUCCAAAAGCAAAGAAAAGGCAAGGAGGUACCUGAGAUGGGUCAAGACAGGAGCAUUCCCUGGAAAACCUGCAUUUUUGGAUUGGAGGACACAGCCUGCCAUUCACUGUCUGAGUCCCAGAUCAAUUCAGCUUUAAAAAAACCUGUAUUCCAGUCCCUCAGUUUGCUCUGCUCUUGGUUAAUUAUUUAGGUCGGCAAACAUUUGACUCCUGGAAAUCUCUUUGCUGAUUUUAGGUGCUUCAUCUCUAGCUCUGUUAGAGCAGAGGUGAAUUGUCCAGGCUUCUAUAAAUAUAAUUCAAUUAACUUAUUUAUUAAUUAGGCAUUUAACUCAUCUGUCAUAAUGCCAUAUGUUUGUUGUAAGGAGUAAUUUUGUCUAUUCUGACUUUUUUUAUCAGCUUUACUUGUAAAAGUCACCUCAGUUCCUGUGUUUUGUUGCUGAGCAUAGUAAUGAGAAUUGGUACACAAAAUGUAUGAUGUACAUCUAUAAAAUGCAAGUGGCAAUUACAGCUGUUGUGGGUUUGUACAUUUACUUUAUUUCAGUUUGGAUAUUUCAUUUGAGUUUGUACAUUUAAUUUUGUGUCAGUUUGGAUAUUUCAUUUGAGUUUGUACAUUUAAUUUUGUGUCAGUUUGGGUAUUUCACUUGAGGCUUUAUAAAAUAAAAGUUUAAUAAUC